This is a messenger RNA of Caenorhabditis auriculariae, 3044 nucleotides long. Lineage: Eukaryota; Metazoa; Nematoda; Chromadorea; Rhabditida; Rhabditidae. The record is from the annotation of a GenBank genome assembly.
AUGGCGCCACGAGCGGUUUUCGUGACGGGAGCCAGCAGAGGGAUCGGCCUUGGAAUCGUCAAGGCGUUCCUUGAAGACCCAAGUGUGGAAAUUGUGAUUGCCGGCGCGAGAAAUGUCGAUGGGGCCGUGGUUUUUCUGAUUUUUCGCCUUGAAAGAGAUUUCUGAUCUUUUUCAGGACCUGAAAAAGAUCCAAGAAGUCGAUGAACGUCUUCACAUUGUUCAGCUUGAUGUAGUGGACGAUGAAUCGAUCGAUAAUGCCUUGGUUGAGGUGAAUAAUGAAUGGAUUUAAAAAUUUAGGGUUGAAAAAACAUAUAAAAAGAGAAAAAGUUAUUUUUUCAGCAUAGUUGUAUUGAGAAUUAAGGUUUUCCUAGCAGUUUGUAGGAAUUAUCCAUGGAGCGCAAAUGUUCCAAUGAUUUUUAGCUGAUUCAUCAAUUUUAAAUUUUUUUUUUCGAAGGGAAUCCAGUGUGUUAAUCAUCCAUGUAGCGGAUAUGAUUUGAAGAUUUCUAAGCCUUUCAAAAAUUUUUCAGCCUUUUUUCGAAUAUUUCGAAAUCGAAAAUUGAAUUUAUCCUUGAAGCGCGAAUGUUCCAGUGAUUUUUAGCUGUUUAUUUUUUUUCAAAGGGAAUCAAUCUAAUUUAGUAUUAGUUAUCCAUGUAGCGGAUAUGAUUUGAAAGUUUGCUAGCCUUUCAAGGAAUUUUCAACCCUUUUCCUCGAUUUUUUUCGAAAUAAAGCGUAUUUUGAAGUUUUUUUCUACGAUUACUAUCAAUUUUAUCCAUAUUUUUACACUAUUACGCCUUGAAACCUCUCUAAAUUUUGGUUUAAGAUCGACAAAAUUGUGGGCGAAGCUGGUCUGAACGUUUUGGUGAAUAAUGCCGGGAUUAUUGUGCCCUACAGGGCAGAAACGGCACCGGACAGGGCGAAAAUCGAGACCGCCAUGAGUGUUAAUGCAACGAGUCCGUUGAUUUUGUCACAGGUGGAAUUUUUUUCUCGAAACAAAAGUCUCGUUAAGAUUCAUGGGAUAUAUUACGGUUUUUCGAGUUUUUUCUCCAGCUCCUGAAGCGAUAUAAAUGGUUUAAUGUAUCUUUGUGUGCGUGUCAGAAAUGUGUUGAAUAUGUGAAUUGAUAGUGAUCAAAUAAUAGAUCACGUGAGAGAUAUCCCAACUAAGAGUAUAAAAGAAGUCGGGAACUCAGAUCUUGAUUGCUCGUACCGCCCACCAUUCGCCUCCAGCUCCUCCGUCGCUUCCAGCUACGGACUAAUCGACAACUACCUCUCCAAUCUCCACUCUCCAUCUUUAUUCACCACUGAUAAUAAAUAAGUGGCGAGUAAAGAUGGAGAGUGGAGAUUGGAGAGGUAGUUGUCGAUUAGUCCGUAGCUGGAAGCGACGGAGGAGCUGGAGGCGAAUGGUGGGCGGUACGAGCAAUCAAGAUCUGAGUUCCCGACUUCUUUUAUACUCUUAGUUGGGAUAUCUCUCACGUGAUCUAUUAUUUGAUCACUAUCAAUUCACAUAUUCAACAAAUGGAAAACAUGUUCAGAAGAUCGCCGGAAGACUUCAAAAAGCCGCCAACUAUUAUUUUGAAAAGACGGGGGACGAUAGUUUGUCGGCGAAUAGGGCGGCGAUCGUGAAUAUCGGCUCGGACAGCUCUUCGAUGGCCCUCAAUGACGGAUCCGGGCAGUUUGAAGUCCUGGCUCAUCGGAUGUCCAAAGUAAUGUUUCUAAUAGGAAAGAAAUGAAAAGAAAAGUUAUAUAUAAGCUGCAAAUAUCACAAAAUGAUCUAACUCGUUUAUAGAUUACUUUUCUUUUUGAUUCUCUUCGAUUCGAACUAAAAUAUUUUUGAAUAAGUGGAGGCAAAUAUAACUUUCUUGGUUCUCUUCCUCCACGCCACAGAUCUGUCUGUGAGCGAAAUAAACAUUUCAUUUCAUUUCGCCCCAGCUUGUCAUGAUUUUCGUUCCCCUCCGAGCUAGAGAACUAUUCCGUUCGAAACGCAUAGAAUAUUUCUCUGCCUGCGUCUUUUUUUCGGCCUAAAAUUUCCGUUAUUUUAAAGGCGCAGCCAGAGACAAUAUCGCGCACAUCGAAGGGAUGGGUUCUGUGGCUCAGAGGAAACCAGAAAUCUUGAUAAGCUUGCGCGGAAUGGGCUAUACUUACAGUGCUGUUGAAAUCAAUCAAUAAUCAUUUUAACUCAAAUAGACUUUCUCUAAAAAGAUGAUAUUUUCUGUCGAUUUCGAAAUUUUUGUCUGGAUUUAUUGAAAUUUAGCCGAUUUUUUUUUUGAAAAAAUUGCUUCAUGAAGUCUUUCUUCUUGAAAAAAAUAGAUGGAUUUUCGCGUCUGAACCAGUUUUUGACCUGAAUUUCAAUCAGCUGUUGAAUUUUUUUAACUCUCUAGGAAAUUGAGAUUUUUUUCAGCUUUUUCAAAGUUAAUUUAACAGUUUGAAGCAGUUUCGAAGAAAUCACUUGAGUAUCGAUUCAGAAAACAGCGAUUCGAAACAAUUUUAUGAAAAAAAGAACCAAUUUUUUUCAUAGGAAAAAUAGCUUUUGAAAUUCAUCAAUUGUUAUGAUAAUGUAGCUGUCAAAAAUGGGGUAAAACUAAUAAAAAAAGUUAUUUUUUUUUUUUUUUGAAGGUUCAACUGUUUUUCGAUUGUUUCAGGGGAUUUUUUUUCUCAAUUCUCAAAAAUAUUUCUCAAAAAAAUUGCAAACAGAUUCAAAAAAAUAAGUGUUACUACUGAUUUUCUUGUCUUCAAUUUUUCGAAUUUUUUUAACCCAAUAAACAUUUCUUCAAGACCGCCCUGCUGUCUUUCACGAGAACCCUCGCCAUGGACUACAAAAAGGCCGAGAUUCCAAUUUUGGUGACUUGCCUCCAUCCAGGAUGGGUCGACUCAGAAUUGGGUGGUCCUGAGGCGCCGGUUACCGUAAGCCUUUUCUGGAAUUUUCCCGAAAAUUUUGAAUUUUUUAGGUGAAAGAGUCGACUGGCGCCCUGGUCAAGUCGAUUUUCAACUUGACCGAGACUCAUGCCGGCAGAUUGUUCGAGAGGGACCUCACUCCGAUGCCUUUUUGA